Molecule: messenger RNA, 1016 nt
Organism: Dermacentor andersoni
Lineage: Eukaryota; Metazoa; Arthropoda; Arachnida; Ixodida; Ixodidae
Product: glutathione S-transferase 1-like
Biological process (GO): glutathione metabolic process
Molecular function (GO): glutathione transferase activity
Source: RefSeq, a predicted model, not a curated record
CUCUACAGUGGCGCCGCGCUUCGCGAAAGCUGUCUACACGGCCGUUUGUGCAGCUGUCAGCUAUAAAGUGCGCCCCACUGCCCGGUCGCCCUCUGUGCCAUUCUCGGUCCAUUAAGCCAAGCAGCAACCCGCCGUAGACGAUUCCCAGCCGCCAUGCCCGUAACUCUGUACAACUUGCCAGGCAGCCCGCCCUGCGGCUUCGUGCGCUGUGUGGCCAAGCACGUAGGCGUCGAAAUGAAAAUCAAGAACCUGGACAUGGAAAACAAGGAACACCUCGGUGAUGAAUACCUCAAGGUCAACCCUUUCCACAAAGUACCUGCCAUUGACGACGACGGCUUCGUUGUUUACGAAAGCAUAGCGAUCGCCUACUAUCUCCUGCGCAAGUACGCCCCAAAAUCGGAGCUUUACCCCGAAGACGUCAAAGCACGGACCCGCGUCGACCAGACCCUCGCCGCCCUUUCCGGUACUAUCCAUCCCCAGGCAGCGGUCUUCUUCCGCCCUCGCUUCUUUCUCAAGACGAAGGCCAGUGCUGAAGAAGUGACAGCUUACGAAGAAAAUGUUGUCAAGGGUAUCCAGAACCUCGUCGGGGAUGGAAACUACGCCGUCGGCAACAAGCUCACCCUUGCCGAUCUUGCUAUUGUCGCGUACCUCGUUCUGGCUCUCGAGAUCGACUGUGUCGACCAUGCCAAGUACCCGAAGCUUGUCAGCUACUACGAACGCAUGAAGUCGGAACUGCCUUAUUUCGAGGAAAUCUAUGGACAUGCGAUCUGCUACAUUAAGCAGCACUGGGCUUCGCUUCAGUAAACUAUGAAACUUACGCUAACCAACUAAUAAACGAGAAAGUUCAUGUCAUGACUGAAAAGCCGUCCUUAAACAGUGCAAUGAAAACCGCGUUGCUUGAAAGAUUUCUUCUUUGGGUUUACUUCGAUAGUGUCUCGUGACUGCCAUUGUGCACAAGCAGAAAGACCGCUGCUUGUCCUUUCGUUUUUUUUAAAUAAAUGUUUCUCCUCCUCCUC